CUACUAAAUUUAUUUUGUUGGGAAAGAAAGACUUUCAAAUUUUUUGUUCUUUUGAGAACAUCCAUCAUGCCUCAAAGUUGCUCAGCAUAUAACUGCACAGUUAAAAGAAAGAAAGGGGAGAAUAUAACAUUACACUCUUUUCCGAAUCCAGGCACAUUGAGAAAUGAAUGGAUAUUGGCUUUGAGAAGAGCCAAUUUUGUUCCUACUCAAUAUUCAAGGAUAUGCAGCAAUCAUUUUCAGGAAAAUGAUUAUCUAACGAAUAUGCAAGGAAAAAGAGUUUUAAAGAAAAAUGCUGUUCCAUCUAAAUUUAACUUUAAAAACUAUCUGUCAAAGUACAAAGUUUUAAAAAAGGAAGAAUCCUCAGACACUAACGUUCCAUCAUCCCAGGAAGGAAAUCAACUGAAUUCAGAAUCCCUACCACCCAUAAAAACAAUGGAACAUGGUAGUAAUAUCAGAAAAAGAAAAAGAUCAGUACCUGUAUACAUGAAAGAUUUUGUAGAAGCUGAUCUUGAAAACCCUGCUAAGCGACACAAAUAUUGGAAUAUUUCUCAAUCUGUCAUUUCUAAACUGAGGAAAACCAAUAAAAAAUUUGCUACCAUGAUUUGCAAGUACAAGAAAAAAAUUAAUACUCUGAAUGACCUCCUGGGUGAUUUAAAAAAAAAAUUUCAAAUUUCUUCUGAAUCCUCGAUAGUACUAAAGGUAUUCACUCAUGAAAUAAACAUUAUUAUCUAUGCAUAUCUAUGCAUGAACAUUGAAAUGAUUUGAAAAAAAUUGAAUGAGAACAUAAAAGCCUUUACAUUUCCUGUCAGAUAAAUUAGAUGUUUUUUAUCCCGACUAUCCUAGGCUUUUGUGAGAUCUCCCAGAGGCUACGAGCUUUUAUGAGUUAGGAGAACCAGUUGUGUUCUGCGUAGUCUUUAUACUAAGAAAUAUUCACAAUCGACCAAAUUAUAUUCCCAUUUUUAAGCAUGUAGGUACUUUGCAUGUACUUUUGUUUGAGUGAUUUUGCUGCUUGGUAUUCAAGAUAACUGCUUUCGAGGGUGCUUUGCUUCUCCAUCAAAGGGCAAGAAUUCC
Harmonia axyridis is the source of this 1071-nucleotide messenger RNA. Its product is annotated as THAP domain-containing protein 1-like. The transcript is spliced from 3 exons. Gene Ontology annotation, molecular function: sequence-specific DNA binding. NCBI's taxonomy places the organism in Eukaryota, Metazoa, Arthropoda, Insecta, Coleoptera, Coccinellidae. The coding region runs from base 67 to 765 and encodes 232 amino acids. The record is from RefSeq and is a predicted model, not a curated record.